Messenger RNA from Antechinus flavipes (yellow-footed antechinus), 1002 nucleotides. RefSeq lists its product as uncharacterized. The record is from RefSeq and is a predicted model, not a curated record. Lineage: Eukaryota; Metazoa; Chordata; Mammalia; Dasyuromorphia; Dasyuridae. Bases 433 to 1002 code for a protein of 189 amino acids. The transcript is spliced from 4 exons.
AAGGGAGGGAGGGAGUGACAGACGAGCAGGCUCAGAGCCCGGUAGGACGGCUUUCAGCGCAGACCUCACGGCCGGGCAGGGCCGCCCCAGCUCCUUCACUUGGUCCUCCCCGCCAGCCCCAGGCCCCGCUCCCAUCCUCCGAUAAGCCCCUCCCCCAGAGCCCGCGAAGCCUAACCGUGGCCUCCUGGGCCCCACCCCCGUUCUCCCGUAGUCCCCGCCCCCAGGGCCGGCUAAACCUAGCCGAGGUCCCUUAGGGCCACGCCCCCAUCGCGAGGAAAAGCCCCGCCCUCUCCGGCCGGUGCCUCGCGAAGGGGAGGGGCCUUUCGUCUGCUAGUUGCCGGGAAAACGGAGCUUAGGAAGAAGCUGCGGCGCUGCUGUCCAGACGGGAGGAAGAAGCGUCCCCCGCCACUCGCCCCGGGACCUGAUUUCGCCAUGCCUUACGUGGUCCCCGGUGGAGCCUCACCCGAGAUGCCCAGAGAUGAUUCUCAACAGUCACAAGCGGAGGAUAGCAGUGUUCCUUCUAAUUACUCCAGUGAGAGCUUUGAGUCCUUCACAGAGAAGGAAGGAGAGGAGGAGAUGGUGGUGGGAGAAGAGGAAAAAUGUCACCCGACGCAGCGGAAACCCUGUGGCUCUUUGGUGGCUUCCGAUGACGACCAGACUGAGUCCAGUGCCUCCGGGAGCCAUUCUGUGAGCAAGUGGCUGAUGCCGAGCUCCAAGGAUGAAGAUGAGCCCUUGGACCCGUUGGACUCUGCCGCUCUACAGGAGAAACUGAGUCAGAGGUGGAUCCAGCAUCUCAAGGCCAAAGAAAGUGCCAACGGACAGCCCCGGGCGGGCCCCACAAGCCACGCAGAUGUCACGGAAGCACCUAAGAGUGAGCGGGAUGCCGUGCAGGCUUUUUGUGCCACGAAGAUCAACCUGCUCCGUCGUCAGCUGAACUCCGGGAGGCGAACGGCAGCGGCCGUCAGAGGCAGCCGCAGGGAUUGGUCGCGGAGAAGCCAGUGA